Molecule: messenger RNA, 2369 nt
Organism: Daldinia vernicosa
Lineage: Eukaryota; Fungi; Ascomycota; Sordariomycetes; Xylariales; Hypoxylaceae
Exons: 2
Biological process (GO): tRNA processing
Molecular function (GO): ligase activity, forming carbon-nitrogen bonds; ATP binding
Source: RefSeq, a predicted model, not a curated record
CUUUUUUCUUCUUCUUUUUAUUAGGUUUCUAACCUACCAACCUCAUCAUCGUAGCUGAGAAGGGAAAUAUAUCAGGAUAGAAUGGAAUGGGCACGCUCCACCAUGUUCUACAUACAAGUGCGAGGGCGAUUAGCGUCCCCGAGUUCAUGGACGCCGUGCGCGCCACUUGUACCCCUCGGUUCCCUUAUGCUAGAGGGACGAGCCAUAGGCGAGUUGCCGUAGCUGUGAGCGGAGGCGUCGAUUCUAUGGCCCUGGCCUUUCUUUGCUCUCAAGUGCGCAAGAUAGACCCUGACUUCAAGAUCUCUGAUAAUCCUGUAUCUGGAUUUCGGGGCAUCGUUGUCGACCAUGGCCUCCGCCAGGGGUCUAGGGAAGAGGGAUUCGCCGUCGCUAAGGUUCUCAAGGACAUGGGCUUGGUUGAUGAAUUGGUUGCUAUCAAUUGGCUCAAGGUACUUGGCGAUUCUAAGCAUCCAAAGGACUUGCCCAACUUCGAGAGCGUCGCGCGCACUCAGCGGUACAGGAAGAUCGCAGCUGUAUGCGCCUUUCGAAACAUCGCUAGUCUUCUUCUAGCGCACCACGAAGAUGACCAGUAUGAGACAGUCCUCAUGCGCCUGUUGCAGGGACACGGCAUUCGUGGCCUACGCGGUAUGAGGCCAGCACACGACAUUCCUGAGUGUCAUGGCCUUUUCGGUGCUAAUAAGAGUGGUUUUGUGGAUGAUCAAGCUCGCAUCUUUCCUUUCUACAAUAUGAAUCCCACCAGGAGAGAGCGGAAGCAUAUGCGGCGGGAGUUUAGGAAUGUCAUUAGUAACCUCAUGGCUGAGGGGGAAACGGAUGACUGGACCUCGACAAACGUCGACGACGUGAAGGAAUUCUAUCAGACGAAAGACAUUCCAGAAUUCGCACCUGAAGACCUCGCCGUCGAGGAUGGUGGAGUUGUCGUCUAUCGACCCCUGCUAGGAUUUAGCAAGGACCGUCUGAUCGCAACUUGUUUAGAGAACAAGGUUCCUUGGUGGGAAGACGCCACCAAUACGGAUCCCACACUUACGAUGAGGAAUGCUGUUAGGCACCUAUAUAAAGGUUACACGCUUCCUAAGGCUUUGCAAAAACCAGCUAUUCUUGAUCUCGCGAAGAGGUGUGAGCGGAGAGUCCAGGCUCAAGAGGCUGAGGCGAAUAGACUGCUGAGACAGACCAUUAUUCACGAUCUUGAGCUGCUUUCCGGAACUGCGACGGUCCAGUUUCCGAAAGUAGAGGUUCGUAGAGCGAGGAGUAAUUCCCACUCAUACUUACGACACCGAGCACAGUUGCUGAGGAAAAGGCAGAUUACCGCUAUCCUUAUGCGUAAGAUUCUCUUGCUGGUCAGCCCGGAAUCGCAGCCACCGCUCCUAUCGACCCUUGAAAAUCACGUUACGCGCCUCUUCCCGUCUCUUGCUCUCCCCGAAGAGCUACCCAUAGCUACACCUCCAAAAGCAUUCAGCAUUGCCGGCGUUUAUCUUAUGCCGGUCGAGUCUAGCCCUAGCGGUAUGACCUCCGCGGGGGCAUCAAACCAACAAUUAAGCUGGUAUCUUUCGCGCAUGCCAUACCCAUCGACCCAACCGCUUCCAAGCUUCCGCACGCCGUACUGGGCUCCUAAUCGCAAUAGAAAGGGGCGAUGGCUGAUGUGUCACUGGCUGGACUGGACGCUAUGGGACGGCCGGUAUUGGUUCCAUAUCAAGCACCGAUUCCCCUAUCGCGUGCUCAUCUUGCCAUUCUUAAAAGAACACGCUAAAGCCUUCCGAGAGCAGCUCCCGCCCGAAGACCAGAAGCGGCUAGCUACACUCCUCAAGCGCUAUGCCCCGGGUAAAGUCAGAUACACCAUCCCGGCUUUCUACCUCGAAGAGCCUCUCGACCUCCUCGACAUGGAGAACACCAACCCGCGGCCCGGGUACCCGAUACCCCUAUGGAAGGUGGUAAGCACAGAUAGUAAUAGCGGAGAUAAUAGCAGCGAGGGCGAGAGCGAGAACAACGAAAAGCAAGUGCCACGUUCUAUGCAUCCUGCGAUCCUAGAUACUUCGAAGAUACAGCUGCUUGCUCUGCCCACGCUGGGGAUCCAGCUCCCAGCGCUCGACAACUGGAUGUCGUACGAGACGCGGUAUAGGAAGAUAGAUCGCGAGACACUGCGGACGGCGGGGACGUUUCACAGGGGCUCGUUCGCGGCGCCGCGGGCGAGCUCUUUACGCCCGUCGUCGAAGAAGGGGUCAAAAGUAAAUACGCGUAGAUAUUUGAAAAAACGGCGGAAUAGGGGUAGGUAGAAGCUGAAUUCGGCUUAACCCCGUCGUAGAUGAUAUAUAGAUAUAUAAAUAUUAUAUAUAUGAACCAUACACGUAAUCUAGGUA